UGACUUAUUAUGACCUAAUUAGCUUCUUCAUGAUUUCUUUACUUUCCAUCAUUCUACAUUAUCAUAACGUCGAAGCGAUAAUCCGCUGCUGCGGUAGCAUCUUAUAAUAUUGACCUUAACAUCGCAAGGUCCCCCUUCAUCGAACUUCAAUGUCUGAAGAAGUUGUCGUUCUCCAUUCUGGAUUUAUCACUAAACGAGGUCAUUUGAGGAAGAAUUGGAAGCGACGUUAUUUCUCUCUCAACAGAAGUGGCUUGUUGGAGUAUUUUGAUGGCAGACGGUGUAAGGGACGCGUGCCGUUGUCGUUGAGUUGUGUGGUGAAGAAGAAGACGGAGUGUUCGCCGACUGUGUUGUGGCCUUCUGCUGCUACUGAUGACAACGCGUUUGCUAUUGAUUCAAAUUUAAAGUCAAUAUUUCUGGUGUUUGACAGCGUGGAAGAGUGUUGGCAUUGGCUGGAAGCUCUUAAACCAUUUGUCACAUUAGGAACUGCUUUUCAGGAGGCAUUGAAUAAAGCCAGACAAACUGAAAAUGGUGACAAUCAUUUUCUCAGCUCAGAAGGGAGCACUGAAGAGGAAGAAGUGGUCAAGUACUUGAGAAGUCUCAGUGUGAAAAUUCCUAGAACAACAGUGGAAGAGCUUGCUGGUACUCAUGCGGUUGAACGUGUUGUUAGCAACAUGAAUCAGUAUCCUCUGUACGACAAAGUGCAGGCUACAGGAUGCAAGUGUCUGUUCAGGCUAGCUAGCAAAUCACAACGACUGUUGAAACAUUGUGUGAAACAUAAUGCACUUCCGGUAGCCAAGGAUGCUAUGAGUGCUCACUAUGCAAACGAAGAAAUUCAGUUGUCAGGCAUUCAACUAAUACAAUGCUAUCUAGAGAAAGAUGAUCCUCAGAUUCAUAAUCAGGUAUUGGAUGAAGAUUACGUGCGGCGCAUUUGUCAGGCAUUGAAAGUGCUGGGACGACAGAAAGCUGUUGUGGAAGCGGCCCUUUCUUGUUUGUGGUUGAUGGCGACAACGUGUCCACAUGAAUGGUCUUGCCCAUCAUUUAUCAAUGCGGGCACUUUCCCCAUUCUCAUCGAUGUUAUUUCAAACGACUGUCCUGUCUAUGGAAUAGUCGAAUCAGCCUUUUGUAUAGUGACAGCCAUGAUGCAUUACGAUUCGAUGCCGGAAGUCUUUGUUCACUGCGGUGGUCUACACGCAUUGCUGUCAGUACUGCAAACGUAUGCUAAACAGUCUUCAACUGUGAUUCAAAGUCUACUGCUUGUUCUCCAUUUGGUUUCUAAUUCGGAGAAGGCGAGAGAUUCUUUACUUGAACAAGACAUUAUCAGGCAUCUCCUGCUAUUUUUAAAGUCAUCUGAACUUGCACUGCAAAGUCAAGUAAGCGAAGUGCAAUCAGCAGCAUUGGCAGUCUUGAGCACGAUAGCUGCACAAGACUUAUCGUUGUUGGCAGAGUUCAAUAACGAGAUUAUCUCGGCUUGCAUCGGAGUCAUUCAAACUAGUGGCGAUGACAACUUGGUGCUCGAAGCAAGUCUCCAGUUCUUACAAUUUGCUCUGCAGUCCGGUGCAGUUGAAGGGUCUCAAGUUGCAGAGGUGAUAAGCUUUCUGUUGGGCUUUCUGUUGUCUCACAACAGGAACGAAGCGAUCAUGUUGUAUACGAUCACUGGUCUCUCUCGACUGCUGAUGACCGAUCAGAACGAGAUGGACUCUACCUUGUUGAAACUUGUUGAACGCGAAGGAUGCAUUGAAUGUCUGUGCAGUGCGAUGAAGAGAUUUGCGCAGUCAGCUGGAAUUCAGAGCUUUGGAUGCUUAAUAUUGUGUGAAGCUGUCGGAUUCGCCCAUCAACGUAUCGUCAAGUGUGGAUCAUUUGACAUAUUAUCAAAUGCAUUGAAAUCACAUCCACGAUUGAAGUCUGUUGUCUGUGCAGCAAUGGUGUGCUUAGAGUGUCUUCUAACAACAACAAACAAUGACGAGUCGCUUGUGUUGUUCUCCAAUUCUGGUUGCUUCUCUGCGAUGGUGACGACGAUGCAAAGAUGGUCAAAAUCAGAGACUGUACAGACGUCUGGGUUACGGAUUCUUACUUACUUAGCAAAUAAUGAUUGUAGUAUACGACAGGCUAUUGCUGUGAAUGGCUAUCUUGCUUUGGUUACUGCCUCCAUGAGAUAUCAUUUGGGUGUUGUGAGGGUUCAGACAGAGGCGUGUUGCUGCUUAAAUGCGUUUGCGACUUAUGAUCUUGCAGUUUUUAUUCACCAAUCUGAAGCGUGUUAUUGCAUACUGGAUGCGAUGAAGAUCGAAGGCCACCAAAACAACGAGAGAUUGCAAUACAACUGUCUAUCCGUUCUCUCCAUUCUCCUCAGCUUUCUCGAAGACUGGACAAUAGUCUUGGAGUCUGAACUAUGUGUAGACACUAUUUUGUCAGUGUUUGCUCAUUUUAAAGAUAACGAGUCAUUCCAGCUUCCAGCAUUCGCAGCCCUGCUUGCCAUUGGGAAGACCAGUAAUAUUCUUCGAGAGAAAAUUGUAGCAAGUGAGGUGGGCGUUCAGCAACUUUGUGGAGCAUCAGCGAACGCCGAGUGUAAUGAAGCUCUUCAGCUGAGAGCAAUAGAGCUACUAUCGUGUUUGACUUCAGUGUAAUUAAUUAAUUAAUCAGGUAUUACGAUGAAGACGAGCCGAUGUCACGUGAUUUACUGAUCUCUAUGAUACGACCAAUUGGUAAAUUUCUCGAUGAACGUGAAUUGGCAAGACAUUGGAUGAUAAAGAAAUGUGUAUACUGUAAAUAUAUAUUUUUAGUAAGACUUGGUGGCUUUCUUAUCGAUUAAUUAAUUAAUUGGCUAGAAUUUGAAUACUUGUAUUUGUACAUUGGUGGGUCUGCUUGUAACCAAUAAAGAUGUAAGUG
This is a messenger RNA of Corticium candelabrum, 2883 nucleotides long. RefSeq lists its product as uncharacterized. NCBI's taxonomy places the organism in Eukaryota, Metazoa, Porifera, Homoscleromorpha, Homosclerophorida, Plakinidae. The record is from RefSeq and is a predicted model, not a curated record. Gene Ontology annotation, molecular function: protein binding. Bases 150 to 2621 code for a protein of 823 amino acids. The transcript has 19 exons.